CGCGCUCGCGGGUUGGCUGGUGGAAAGGGGCCAAAAUGGCGGCGGCCGGAGCCGGGACGACUAGGCUGCUCCUGCUCUUACUGAUGGCGGCCGCAGCCCCCAGCCGGGCGCGGGGCAGUGGUUGCCGGUCCGGGGCCGCUGUGCGGGGGGCAGGGGCUGAAGGUCGAGAGGGCGAAGGCUGCGGCACCGUGGGGCUGCUGCUGGAACACUCAUUUGAGAUCGAUGACAACACCCACUUUCGGAAGCGGGGCUCGCUGCUCUGGAACCAGCAGGACGGCACCUUGUCCCUGUCACAGCGACAGCUCAAUGAGGAGGAGCGGGGCCGACUUCGGGAUGUGGCAGCUCUGAAUGGCCUGUACCGUGUCCGGGUCCCGCGGCGGCCUGGGGCCACUGAUGGCCCAGAAGCUGGUGGCUAUGUCUCCUCCUUCGUCCCCGCAUGUUCCCUGGUGGAGUCGCACCUCUCGGACCAGCUGACCCUGCACGUGGACGUGGUUGGCAACGUGGUGGGUGUGUCGGUGGUGACGCACCCUGGGGGCUGCCGGGGCCACGAGGUGGAGGAUGUGGACCUGGAGCUGUUCAACACCUCAGUGCAGCUGCAGCCGCCGGUCACGGCUCCAGGCCCUGAGACAGCGGCCUUCAUCGAGCGCCUGGAGAUGGAGCAGGCACAGAAGGCCAAGAACCCCCAGGAGCAGAAGUCCUUUUUUGCCAAAUAUUGGAUGUACAUCGUUCCUGUCGUCCUGUUUCUCAUGAUGUCGGGAACGCCAGAUGCUGGGGGCCAGGGGGCCGGUGGAGGCGGUGGUGGCGCUGGUGGCGGUGGGGGCGGUGGGCGGUGAGGGGCCCGGGCACAGUCAGUGCCCCAUUCUCUCUCCCAGGGGACUCCCUUCCUGCCCAGAAUACCUGUGUCCUCGGUCAUCCCAAAAAGGAGUCGCUGGCUCCCUUCCCAUGAGGGGGACACUCCUCCCUAGGAGUCCUUUCCCUAUGGACCUCGGUAUUCCUGUUGGCAGAAGGGCGGCCGCACCCUCCCUGCCACAGUGGCCCCACUGUAGCUCCAAAGGCUUCCCUUUGCCCACAGGAUGGAGCCCAAGCUCCUGGGUCCCUCUGUCCGCCUGUCGGUACCCACCCCCCCCCACUCCCAAUCCCUGUAGUCUAGGAACAUGCCAGUUCUCUAGCAUCUGUGCCUUUGUUCUUGCCCUGCCUGCCCCUGCCGGGCUAGAUGGCCCCUAACUCCGAGAUGGUCCCUAAGUUGUGUGAUGCACUCCCCUCUGACCUCGAGGGCACAGAACAAGCUGGGCUGGCAUGGGCACCCGGCUCUGUUCCUCCCACAACCCUGUGGCCCUGCUCUGCCCUCUAUCUGCCCAGGACACCAUCCCUCCACAGGCUUCUGGGCUCGAGAAAAUAUCUAAAAGCAGAACAAAACAAAGUGAUAACAUUUAGUGGAGUUCAGGGCCCAGCGAUGUAAAUAGAAUCCCUUUCCUGCGUGGACCAUCUUCCCUGGGAUACAGCGCUAGGUGAGGACCGCUGGGCCUUUGCUAUUUAUCCCCUCCCCCUUGUCUAUUUAAAAACACUGAUGAGAGAAUAUAUUGAAAUAUAUGAAGUUUUGAGAAGUUACAACUUCCAGCCAAAUGUACCUGUUGCCUUGGCUCAAGGCCGUCCCGAUGUGUGUGUAUAUAUGUAUAUAUAGUUAGUGAAUUCUGCUGUUCACUUGACAAAUUACUCGGAAACGUGGCGUUCCUCAUUGUCGGCAUGGCUGUAUGACACGCUGCUCCGUCGGGGGCAGCCUAUUAAACUGUUCCCUAAAUGUUGGACAUUUAGCUUGCUUCCUGCUCUAUGUGGUUAUAUAGCACUACAGUGAGCGUUAUUGGCCAGCUCCGUUUGGGGUGAGUGAAUUAUUUCCUGGGGACGCAGGACUAAAAGUGGGAUUAGAAGCAUUCGGAUGAGCAGGUAAUGCAUGCGUGUGGCUCAUCUGUCAAAACAACACAUGGAGGGGCGUGGUGGAAGGUCUUGUUCUCCAUCACUUCUCCUUUAUUUUCCUCCUGGAGAGUAUUUAUGGAGCACAAGCAAAUAGGGAACGCUGUUAUUCUCCCCACUUUGUAACACAAAAGUCACCCGUUCCGCACAGCGUCUCACACUUACUUGCUCCUGCACAGUCUUACUUGCCAGUGCCUAGUGGCCUGGCCCUGUGCUCUCCCACAGGCAGGUGCCCUGCAGCUCAGUCAACCAGGGCCAUUGCCAUGCAUGCAGAUGUAACUAAUAAAACCCCGGAACUGGCAUGGCCGGAGCCGCGGGAGAUGGCCUUUGCAGACUGGAGCCAAGUUGCUAAGUUGCCCUCCAUGGGACAAACUCCCACCGUCCUCGAUUCCCACGGACUGUGCAAACUUCCCCAUGCAUUUACUCCAUCUCAGGUGGGUCGUGUUUACACUGUUGGUAUCUUCUGGGGACUGUCCUUGGCCUUUGCUCAGUGGCAGUGUUUAUGUCCUUGAAUGCCUCUUGGGAGUCAUCUGAUGUUGCUGAGACCUGACCAUGCCUCUGUUUUCUGAUGCCCUUGCACUUGGCUGGCUGUGGCCCUUCCCUCAACCCCAGCCCUUCCCUGGGCAGGCCCCGUGGAAGCUCAAAACCCACCAGGCCCGCUGCACUGUGACAUAUGGCCUGAGAGUCCUAGGGGUCCCACUGAUUUACAUUUCUUCGGUGUCUUGUGUUAACACACCUGUCAGCAUUGGGAGUUACGGUUUCACCAAUUUUUUUUUUUAAGCUUUUAUACGUAAAACCGUGUUCAAUUGUCACUCUGACUGGCAUUUCUUUCUCUGCCAGCAUGAGACUGCGCGUGUUUUUCCUAUCUGUGCUCCACGUGAAUUCUCUUGCUUUUCCUAGAUGACCCCAGAGGGGCUGAUUUCUUGGACAGCAUUCCCAACUCAGUGUUCUUAACCCUUUGUCUGAUUUGCAAGUGCAUUCUCUCCCCAGUCAUUUGCCGGAUCACUUUGUUGUUUUUUAAUGGAUUGUGAUUUGAAGUCUAUCUGAUUACAUUCUUUUUCUCUACAACUUUUUCGAUCACUAUCAAGCUGACACAGUUAUUUUGUGGUAUGUUCUAGUCAUUGUCUGAGCUAGUCCAGGCUCCCCAGGGCUCUGUCCUUAUUAAACUUCUAAUUCUUGCCUGUCCCUGGUGAGCCGAUUCAUGGUUUCAUUCUGUUGGUUGGUACCCAGGGAUAUAGCACGAACCUCAAAAGAUACAGGAGGGUCCAAAUCAAAGGGCCUUUUGCUUAGCCCGGCCCAACAGCCUUUCAUCAGGUGCUACCUGAGUUUCAGACUCGGGUGCGUUGCUCUGGAGGUGUUCUCUGCAUAGACGAGCAAAUGUGUAUGUCAGUAGUUUUGCAAAAGUGUGUUGCUUUUGCUUUUCAUCCCCCCUUGACAUUAAGUUGGAGAGGUUUCCACCUCUGAUAUAAAGUGCAUCUUCGUUUGUGACA
Messenger RNA from Rhinolophus ferrumequinum (greater horseshoe bat), 3458 nucleotides. It is a transcript of the gene EMC10, whose product is annotated as ER membrane protein complex subunit 10. Bases 36 to 833 code for a protein of 265 amino acids. Gene Ontology annotation, cellular component: EMC complex. NCBI's taxonomy places the organism in Eukaryota, Metazoa, Chordata, Mammalia, Chiroptera, Rhinolophidae. The record is from RefSeq and is a predicted model, not a curated record. The transcript has 7 exons.